AUGCUAAAUUUUUUGAAAGACUAGUUUAAUGACCUAGCAUCUAAAUAUAUUGAUAAGUAAUAGCAUUAGUAUGUCACAUUAGAUAUGGUCAGAGCAGCUUUAAGCAAAUAAGAUUAAGCAUCACUAAAUAAAGUUUUUUUCGAUUUAAUCGAUGAGGAGGAAAUUAAAACUCUAGAAAAACUUGAAAAAGACAAUAUUUAGGCAGAUGGAAACCCAAAAAGCGAAUAAGAAUUUGGUGAGAAAUCCCUUAAAAUAUUUCAGUAAAGUAAAUUGAGAAUGUCGAAAGAGUAAUAGGAAGAGAAAUUUAAGGAGGAAUAAGAAAAAUAAUUAAAAGAAGCUUUACGUUCAAUAGAUAAAGCGUAUGUUUUGGAAAAAACCAAGGAAGAGGAAAUUAUGAAAUUAGAGUUUAACAAAUUUCCAAAGAUUUUACCAUUAGAAGAAGUGGAAAAGAGAGAGUAAGUUUUAAAUAAUUGGAGCAAUAUAAUAGGUGUAAAGCUAAAUGAAAACUGUAUGAAACACUACGAUAAUAUAGAAUAGGGAUUCAAAUUAAUAGAUUAAAUAUAUAAAGUUAAUUCAAAUCAAAUUUAGUCCAUUUAAAACACAAGAAAAACACUUCAAUCUACUAAAUAGCAUUUGGUUACAUCUACAAAUCACAUUAUAUCUCUUAAGAAGCGCAUUUAGAGGACUAAAGAAGUUCUUGAUUAACUGAAUCUCAUGUAGAAAUAAUUUGGUGAGCUGAAUAAUAAAAUAAAAGAUAUAGAAAAUGAAGAUUGUCUGCAGGAUGCUCAUACUGUCAUUCCAAAACUGAAUCAAGCAAAGCAACAAAUAAUGGAGGAUAAAAAUAAUGAUAAUGAUGAAAAUAACUUGCUUAAAAAGUAUAAAUGUUUGUAAAAUAUAGAGUAGUUUAUAGAAGACAAAAUAGAGCUAUUUAAAAAAUGCAUUUAAUCAAGCGCUGAAAAAAUUAUCUUCAACUAUACACCAAGCAAAUAUUUUACAAUUAUGCACAGCUACUUUUAUUUAUAAAAACACUUUUGUGACGAGAUCAAGCCCUACUCUUUACUCUUUACAUCUAACAUUCAUUUAUACGUUGAUUAAAUUGUUAGAUAUGCCUUUGAUUAGUUUAAAGAAGAUGUAGGCUUUUAUGUUUCAGAAUACGACGAAAGAAGAUUUAACAUUUCUUAUUUAUUGCCUUCAAUAUAAAAAGAUCAAUUUUUAACAUUUUGUCGCAUUCUCUUGCACAAAUACUGUGAUUUUAUGAGCUGUUACUCCAAUUGUUUAGCAUUCCACUUGCAGCUUAACCCCGAUUAAAAUCAAGAUUUUAUAAAUAAAGUAGAUAACGAAGAGAAAUAGGAAUUCCUAGAAUUUUUAGAAUAAGUUAAAAAUUUGUAUAUUAAAAAUAAAGAAGUUUAUUGGAUUGAAAUAUAAAGAAAAAUAGGUUUAAUAAUACAACCAUCCAGCUAAAUCUAGUCCUUUUCUCAUUAAAUGAUUAGAUAAUUUCUAGAGUAUAUUAAUAUCUUUUUAGGUAUUGGAGAGAGCUUUUCAAAUUCUCCUUCACACUAAUUAUAAAAUUUUAUUUCUGAUAAAUGUGAGGCUUACAUUGAUCAUUAUCAUCAUAUUGCUUAAGUUGCUGUUAUAUCUACAUUACAGAGCGAAAAUUGGAAGAGACUUCCUAUUACACAAGGAGUAAAUUACUCAUUUAUUGAUAAAGGUGAAGUGAAAAGCAUUCACAGAAUAUUAAGAGUAAUGAAAAAUUAUUCAUUUAAACCUCUUGAUUUAAAUGAUAAUGUGAAGGAUGUUUUUGAAUAUAACUUGAAUACGUUUAAAACUGAUAAUCCUUUCUAAGUCGAGAUUAAAAAGGAGACUGAUGUUUCCAAUAAAUAAAGAUCGGCUUCAUAUUUCAGAAAGUUUAACAAAAAAUAUAAUAUAAUGAACCAUAGCAGGGAAAAUGGUGAAGAAAGUUAGAUUAAGAGCAACUCUAAUAUUAUUUAAAAUUAAGAAGGUGCAUGCAAUUUUGAUAUGAAAUAAAUCUUUGAAUAGAAGCAAUAUCCUAAAUAACAAAUUGUAAUUUCAAGUAGUUCUCAAAAAUUAAUGAACUCAUUUGAAGAAUACUUAGAAUUAAUUGAUACUGUCAGGCCAGCUACUCCUCAAAUAAUUAAAUGCAUCAAAUAAAACUUAAAUUUUUAUAUUUAUUAUAUUGUAAAUUCUUUUCUUGACAAUAGCAUCCAAGCUUAGCUCAUGGAAAAAUUAGCACUACAAGGUGUGCAUAAGCUGGAUGAUCCAAAUUAAUUAGAAAACAAUAUCAGCAAAUUCUCUCAAGUAAAUAACUCACUAAAACUAUAAAAAAAACAUAAAAAUUUAGCUAAAGUAUACCUUGAAAACAAUGUAUCUUGUUAUCAAACAAUAAAGAAAUUAAUACCUCCAUCAUAAUUAUAAUCUAAGCAAUUCAAAGGAAUAUCAGAAAGAAUAAUAGCGAUAGAAUCAUUUGACUAUUUGCUAUUUAUUUACAGAAGCCUUAUUCCGAUAAUUUAAUAUAUGUAUGACAAAACUUUUGAUUAGUUUGAAGUGGAUUAUUACGAAAGCAUAUAUAAUGAAUUGAAAAGUUUGAUAUUUGUUGAUUAUGCUCCUCAAUUUGCUAGAUCUGAUCAAAUUUUCUCAGCUAUACCUAAUAGCAAAUGGGAACUUUCUAGUUAAGAAGUGGGGCAAACAAGCAAUUAUGUAGAGCGUUUCUGCCAAAUUAUAGUUGACUAUAAAGAGCAACUUAGAAGCACUGGAGGUGGUUCUGUCCCUGAAUAAGUUUAAGAAGAAAUUUUUUGUUUAUUAAUUGACUUCUGCUAUAAGGAAUUAAUAGAAGCCUAUUCUAAAAUAAAGAAAAUAAAUGAAUUUGGAAGACUACAGAUGUAGAGAGACUUUUAGAUGAUAUAAAAGAAAGUUUAAUCCUUAUCAAAAAAUUAAACCAGAGAGCAAUUAUAGCGAGCUUUUGUAGAAGCUUAUUUAAAAAUAUGUCAAUCUCAAGACAUAGAAGAAGUCUAAACAUUUAUAAAUACAAAUAAGGAAAGAUAUUCUUUAGAAGCACUAAUAGGAUUAAUUAGAAUUAGUGCUGCAGGCUCAAAUAUUGUUGUGAAAACUAAAUAAAAAGAUUAAAUUUUAACUAUUUUAAACGACUACAAAAAAUAUUUCCUAGAAAACAACAUAGAUGUUCCUUUUUGA
This is a messenger RNA of Tetrahymena thermophila SB210, 3207 nucleotides long. Its product is annotated as coiled-coil protein, putative. Lineage: Eukaryota; Ciliophora; Oligohymenophorea; Hymenostomatida; Tetrahymenidae. Gene Ontology annotation, molecular function: SNARE binding. Gene Ontology annotation, cellular component: EARP complex. The record is from RefSeq and is a predicted model, not a curated record. Gene Ontology annotation, biological process: retrograde transport, endosome to Golgi; endocytic recycling. The transcript is spliced from 8 exons.